AUGCAGAAUGUAUCUGUGGUCCUGUUGGUGGGAGUCCUGACGGUGCUGGUGACUCUGUGGGCUGGAGUGGACACAGCCCCCACCCUGCUGACUGACAGAGGAGACAUAAAGCUAACAGGUCCAGCUACAGGGGACUCAAUUGUGCAAGAGAGAACGGAACCGUCAACGGUCAACGCUUCUAGACCACUGAAGACCACACUGAUGACCACCAUCCCUGUUGGUCGAGAAAAGACAUCCACACCCACCAGCAGUCUGGAUAGCCGAUUGAAGAUGGAUCCGGUGACGAGCAGUCCAGAUAGACGAGCCCAGAUCCUGAAGAUGCUGUCAGUGCUGGAGGAACUCAGCAGGGCGAUCAACAGCACUCUGAGCACACGGAUGACCAUGAUGCCCAGAGGGUCAGCAAACGGCAGAAAUUCAGGAAAGAAGAAGAAAGCGGUAGCUGAGGCGGAUAGAGUGAAAACCACCACAGUGCCUCUUGUGGAUGUUGGAGGUAGCGUCACUGCAUCCCGGCCCAGCACUGACGGCAUAGACAGUCUGAGUGGCCGAAACUUCAAGAAGUCCCUCCCACAGCAACCCAAGAAGCCCAACAACAAGAGAGUGUGUUUCUGGAAGUACUGCUCCCAAAACUGA
This is a messenger RNA of Oncorhynchus tshawytscha (Chinook salmon), 630 nucleotides long. RefSeq lists its product as uncharacterized. Bases 1 to 630 code for a protein of 209 amino acids. Gene Ontology annotation, biological process: blood vessel diameter maintenance; regulation of blood pressure. Gene Ontology annotation, cellular component: extracellular region. The record is from RefSeq and is a predicted model, not a curated record. Gene Ontology annotation, molecular function: hormone activity. Lineage: Eukaryota; Metazoa; Chordata; Actinopteri; Salmoniformes; Salmonidae. The transcript has 4 exons.